Molecule: messenger RNA, 1484 nt
Organism: Salvelinus sp. IW2-2015
Lineage: Eukaryota; Metazoa; Chordata; Actinopteri; Salmoniformes; Salmonidae
Product: active breakpoint cluster region-related protein-like
Biological process (GO): signal transduction; positive regulation of GTPase activity
Cellular component (GO): membrane
Molecular function (GO): GTPase activator activity
Source: RefSeq, a predicted model, not a curated record
UGUCCACUGAAGUCUUUGGCCACUCGAACUAGAGCGAGGCAGGAAGAAGAUGGAGCAGCUUGAACUGAUGUUUUCUCACACACUCUCCCUUCCUCACCCUGGAACUACACAGCCCAGCGGCAAGAGCCACACUCUGGUGAUGUCAUCUCUGUAUGAACUAGAGGAGUGGAGAGAGGCCAUCCACAAACUCACCGGAGAUAACAUAGAAACGGUUCCUCCAGAUCUGCUCACCUUGACCAGCUCCUGUGUCAAACUGAGAAUGACCCAACAGCCUCCCCUACACAGCAUACUGCCUCAAAGUGAGGAGGAGUCUCUAUGUGGGACUCUCAGUGUAGCCAUUCACUCUGCCUGUGGAUUACAACAGCCAGCCAGUGUGUAUGUGUGUUUGGAGGUGGAUGGCUUUGAGUUCUAUGAGAGCCAAGCCCAGACCCAUUCCUCUGUCAGCAGCCUCAGCCCUCACUGGGACCAGGAGUUCUCAUUCCAGGUGGAUGGGGCUCAGAACCUCAGGGUGCUGGUUGUGUUACAGCCAGAGGUAGGAAAGAGCUGUGAGGGCCGAGUCCUUGGCAAGACCUCCAUGCAGCUGGACCCAGCCCUCCUACAGAAGCGAUGGAGGAGACAGACCGUAUCUCUAGGCCAGGUGGUUGUGACUCUGUCUCUAAAGUACUACCCUCACCCUCUAGACCGGCCCAGUCUGGCCCCCGCCCAGCAACAGCGCAUCUUCUGCAUGCCCAUUGGAGCUGUGGCACAACAGGAGGGAGUCCUGGUGCCACAUGUGGUGCGUUGCUGUGUAGAGGAGGUGGAGAGGAGAGGAAUGGAGGAGGUGGGCAUCUACAGGCUAUCAGCAGCUACCAGUGACAUCAACAACCUCAAGACUGCCUUCAACACCAGUCUGCGUGAGGCAGUGUCCAGGUUGAGGUGUGUAGAUGUGAAUGCUGUCUCAGGUAUACUGAAGCUCUACUUCAGAGAACUCCCUGAACCUCUCAUACCAACAGAACUGUUCCAGAGCUUCACCAAGGCGUUGGACAUCCCAGACCUGAGCUCCAGGAGUGUGUCCAUGUUGUCUCUGCUCCAGUCCUGUCCCUCCGUCAACCAAAACACCUUCCUGUUCCUCCUCCACCACCUCAAACGAGUGUCAGAUAGACAGGAUGUGAACAAGAUGCCUCUAAUGAACCUGGCCACUGUGUUUGGUCCCAGUCUACUGCGCCCCCCUGUGGCUGUUCUGGGGCAGAGCAGCCCGCCAGUGGACAUUUCUCAGGAGGUGGUGGUGCAGGUCCAGGUUGUGUAUUCCUACCUGCAGUGUGACAACCUGCCAGCAGCCCAGACCUGCAUACCACAUGACACAGCGACCACUGAGGAGGAUUAGACAACAAGUGAACCAACUCCUGGAAACAUCACGGUUGGCCAACAGAAACUCAGGGGAGAAAGAAAGAAGACUUGUAAACUACAGACACUGUAAAGAUUAAAUGUAUUUAUUUGGGUUGACA